This is a messenger RNA of Ictalurus furcatus (blue catfish), 2903 nucleotides long. RefSeq names its product SH3-domain GRB2-like 3b (gene sh3gl3b). The coding region runs from base 753 to 1835 and encodes 360 amino acids. The transcript has 10 exons. Gene Ontology annotation, molecular function: protein binding. NCBI's taxonomy places the organism in Eukaryota, Metazoa, Chordata, Actinopteri, Siluriformes, Ictaluridae. Gene Ontology annotation, biological process: synaptic vesicle uncoating. The record is from RefSeq and is a predicted model, not a curated record. Gene Ontology annotation, cellular component: cytoplasm; presynapse; glutamatergic synapse.
GUGUGAGAAAAAAUAGCGCUAACUGAACUAAUACAUGAACACUAUUGUGUCGCUAUUAAUUUUUCACCAAACAGCAAAUGCAAUUUUGUGGUGCACCGUUUAGUGUCCUCUUGGUUUCCCUUUUCCAUGCCAUGUCCAAUAACCUGGACACACUGCACACUAACACUAUAUACCUAUAUGACCAUGCUAAUUUUGUCACAUUCCACCCAUCAUAGUGCAAUGCGGUGGACUAUGACCAGUGCCCUAUAAAGUGGACUGAUUACUGUGUGGAAUUCUGUAUAAGAGACGUCUUUACGUUUAGCCCACGUGCCGUAUAACGUCACCUGAGAAGAGAAACUGGUUCCAGCUCUCUGCGCAUCCUCUGCAUGCUUCGAUAGAACUGUGCUAUUUUGUUUAUUUAGCCAGUUAAAAAAAUCUGUAAGGAUUACAGCAUGGACGGACUGAUUCAGUUUUAAGAAGCGUCAUAUGGGUGUGACUAUGGACUCUGACCUUAUUGUGUUCUUAAAGUAACCGCUGCAUGCUGGAGCCGAUUUGAUUUCGCUUCUUGUUUGACUUUUUGGACCUUUUGUUUUGUGGACGAAAAAUCGAACGGCUACGCCCCGGUUGUUGUUUUGAUUUUGUUUGUUUGUUUUUUUGUUGUUUUUUUUUUUUGUUUUUACUUGUUUGUCAAUAUUUCUCGGUCAUCUCACCCUUUAAUUGAAAAGCGAAGCUUUUACUGAUUGUUUAAAAGGUGAAGGUGAAAAGCAUGAAAGAUGUCCGUGGCGGGACUGAAGAAACAGUUUCACAAGGCAAGCCAGUUGCUCAAGGAAAAGAUCGGUGGUGUUGAAGGAACAAAGCUGGAUGAGGAUUUCAUCAGAAUGGAAAAGAAAACUGAAAUCACCAACAAGCUGAUUGUCGAACUUGUUACAAAAACAACAGAGUAUCUUGAGCCAAACCCAGCAUAUAGAGCAAAACUCAGCAUGCUCACUAAAAUGUCUAGGAUUCGUGGAAAUGUAAGGCCGGUUGGAUACCCACAAACAGAAGGAAUACUGGGAGACUGUAUGUUAAUCUACGGUAAUGAGCUCGGGGUGGAGUCUGCAUUUGGUAGUGCACUGGUGGACAUGGGACAGGCCUUGAAGCAGAUGGCUGAAGUAAGAGACUGCAUGGAUGUGCGUGUGAAACGCACCUUUAUCAAUCCACUUCAGAUGCUGCAGGAGAAGGAGCUUAAGGAAAUUGCAUUCCAUCUGAAAAAACUUGAGGGUCGCCGUCUAGAUUUCGACUACAAGAAAAAUUCCAAAAGGAGGAUUGCAGAGGCGGAGCUUAAACAGGCAUUAGACAAGUUUGAGGACUCCAAAGAGCUGGCAAAAAGAAGCAUGUUCAACCUCUUAGAAAAUGAUGUGGAUCAAGUACGACAGCUGUUAGGCCUCAUUGAAGCAUCGAUGGACUACCAUCAGCAAUCUCGCGACAUUCUAGAGAACCUCAGAAGCAGUCUGCAGAACAAGAUUACUGAUACCAGCAACAGACCAAAGAGGGAGUUCAAAUCAAAGUCUAAUGCUAGUACAAUGUGCUGCACGGACACUUACGGGUUUUCCACAAGCUCAUCUUAUGAUACUGAGGUAACCCAAGAGCUGAGCGAAAAAAGCAACUGUAAUUUUAAAUCUCCACUGGACCAGCCUUGCUGUCGGGCGCUUUUCAACUUUAAGCCUGAAAAUCAACGUGAGUUAGGCUUCAAGAAGGGCAACAUCAUUACUCUCACUAACCAGGUUGAUGAGAACUGGUAUGAAGGGCUGCUCAAUGGGGAGUCUGGCUUUUUUCCAGUCAAUUACGUUGAGGUCCUUGUACCACUGCCGCAAUGACAGCAGGCCCCAGUUCACUGAGCCAUUACACAACUCUUCUUCUUUUUGGUGCUUGUUCAAACCUAUGAAUUUUAUUGAUCAACACCUUUAUCAGAAGAAUUUGCUUCACAGUUCACAGCUAUGCAAUGUAAGUAUAUGUAUAUAUUGUCUUGAUUUCUUCUUUGUAUUUUAUUGUUUAUAAUAAAGAGACCAGUGAUGUAAUUAAAAGUUGAUUGGUGUAUGAGAGUAAGGGUGAUAUGAAUAUUUCUUAUACGUGGUAUUUAACACAAUUUACAAUUGCAAUAAUAUUAUAAUAAAUAUUAUAAUAUAAUAUAAAUAAUACUAUUGCUAUAGCCUUUUGUGCAAGUGAUGCUGCUUUUUUAUUAUAGCUAUAUUGAAACCUGCAGUAUGUGGUUAAUAUUGUAAGCAUUUGCUAUUUGUUUUAGAGACAAAUAAUUUGUAAAUGAAAUAAAUGGAAUUGAAUGAAAGUUGGCAAAUUAAGGUUGUAACAGACCACAUCAUUAUUAUGUGAAUGUGAACAUUCCUUUGGUGACUUUUUAGUGACUUUCUUGCUGAUCAUCAUUGUUUGUCCUACUGAUGCACUUCAUUUUUCUUUGUUUUAAAUAAUUUUCUUGGCUAUAUUUCCAAGCAAUAAAGGCAAGUUAUUUCAUCUGUAACUAUUUCCUUUGUGCCUUUUCUGACUACUCACUGCCACUGCUUACUUUUGUCUGCGUUCUUAAUGUAUUUUAUAGAAUUUUGUAAAUAGUGCCGCUACAUCUGAAGUGCAUUAUUUUCUUAUAUAUCAGCAUGGUCUGUAGUGUGUUAUUCUGCUUAUACCAGAGUGAUUUGCCAAAGAUUACAAUGUUUAAUUUCUUAAUGAACGUCACUUGUGCAUUUUAAUGGUUUAUAGUUCAAUUUAAUGUCGCGGAACAACAGAGAAACAAAUUAGUUCUUGUUCGUAAUAAAGCUCUCCUAAAAUAUAUAAUAACACUAACCUAUCGUUUAUGUUACAGACAGAACUACUGUCUGAGCUUUGCUGUUAUGCAAAAAUAAUUCACACCUUCUGACCAAUCAGAUUCGAGCAUUCAC